AUGGAUCUCUUUCACAGAGCCAAGCGCAUGAUCCCUACGGCCCAGCUCGAGCUACCCACCCUCGACGAAAAAAGAGGCGGCACGAAACAAAAAGGAUGGGCUGCUCGCCUCGCAUUCUUCCGCAGACCGCUACGUUUGCGAGGUAACUCGGCCGUCUCUGUACCCCUCGGCGUCGUCAUCCUCUUUCCCCUGACCGUCGUCAUUCUCAUCAUGCUGCUCUUCGUCCGCCAUCCGAACAACAACGGCAACAUUCUAGUCCCAGCUGGUGCACCCCCAGCUAUUAGAAAAAUUAGCGAAAAGUACGACAAAGUAUUUCUGACCGGCUGUCAACCGCCCGACAACAAGCAACCCAGGGCCAACGCUACAUUUGUUGUCCUCGCCCGAAACAAAGAGCUCGAUGGCGUCCUGCAGUCAAUCAAGUCCGUUGAGCGCCACUUCAACCGCUGGUUCAACUACCCCUACGUUUUCCUGAACGAUGGCGACUUCAACGAGACCUUCAAGGAGACGAUUCGCAACCACACAUCAGGUACCGUCGAGUUUGGCAAGGUUGGCCCCGAUAUGUGGGGUUACCCCGACUGGAUCGAUACCAAGGUCGCCAAGGAGGGUAUCGCGAAGCAAGGUGAUAAUGCCGUCAUGUACGGUGGACUCGAAAGCUAUCAUUUCAUGUGCCGCUUCUACUCUGGUUUCUUCUUCAACCACCCUCUCCUGCUCAAGUAUGAGUGGUACUGGCGCGUCGAGCCCGAGAUCACCUACUUCUGCGAUAUCACAUAUGACCCCUUCUUGAAGAUGAUUGAGCAGAAAAAGACGUACGGCUUCACCAUUGCCAUCAAGGAACUCCGCGAGACUGUCCCAAAUGUCUUCCGCUACGCCUCCGCCUACAUGCGAAACAACAACAUCACCUCCAAGGGUCUUUGGGAAAUGUUCCUCGAGCCCCGCAAGAAGCAGCCCGAAGUCAUCAAGGACGCGCUGCCAGAGGAGAUUGCCCAGAGCGAUCCGGGCAGCGGCGCCCUACCCGAUAUCGACCCUGAGACCAUGGAAGGCGAUAGUUACAAUAUGUGCCAUUUUUGGUCCAACUUUGAAAUCGCCCGCCUCAGUUGGUUCCGCAGCAAGGAGUAUCAAGACUUUUUUGAGACGCUCGACCGCAGCGGCGGCUUCUGGAUGGAGCGUUGGGGUGACGCACCUAUCCACUCUCUGGCCGCUGGUGCUCUCCUUGGUCCCAGCGAUCUGCACUACUUCCGCGAUAUUGGCUACCGCCACACCACCAUUCAGCAUUGUCCUGCAAAUGCUCCCGAGGCCCGACAACUCCCUCCGAUCCCUUUCCUCGACCCCAACAUCAAGGACGAAAAGAAGCGCCAAGAAGAAGACGAGUAUUGGGCCAAGUACGACGAGCCCCAAGAAAACGGCGUCGGGUGCCGCUGCCGUUGUGAUACCGACAUUGUUGACGUCGAGGGCAAGGAAGGAUCAUGCAUGGCCGAAUGGGUCGACGUCGCCGGUGGCUGGGCCAGCCCUUAG
Akanthomyces muscarius is the source of this 1512-nucleotide messenger RNA. RefSeq lists its product as uncharacterized. The record is from RefSeq and is a predicted model, not a curated record. Gene Ontology annotation, molecular function: alpha-1,2-mannosyltransferase activity. The coding region runs from base 1 to 1512 and encodes 503 amino acids. Gene Ontology annotation, cellular component: Golgi apparatus; membrane. The transcript is spliced from 5 exons. Lineage: Eukaryota; Fungi; Ascomycota; Sordariomycetes; Hypocreales; Cordycipitaceae. Gene Ontology annotation, biological process: cell wall mannoprotein biosynthetic process; protein N-linked glycosylation.